GGAUGCAGGGGCUCGAAUAUGGGGACAGGAAUCACUAACCUAGGUUUUAAAAGCAGACGUGCUAUCAAAGUCUCAGUAUUGCACUGCGACAUGAUUCAUGAAUAUGCAUUCAGCGAGUCCACGUUGGCUUUAUUGGUGAAGGCAUAUGCGUGUCCUGAUGAAGGAAGUGGAAUUUAUAGGCAACUGUUUGAAUUAAGGGGUAGAAGUGUGACCACAGCUUGCGACAGACGGACUAGAUACAUAACGUGGGAGGUCGGGAUUUGAUAACGCGUCCUGACGCACUUGGUUUAUUCAGCGCGCUGACUAUCAACGACUGGUUGCAGAUGGAGAUAAAGAACGAGCUGUCGGAGCCCGUUAGUUGGGUCGCCAUAAUUAAAAGGUGUUCAGCUCUUGACAGGGGUUAUGGGAAAUCUUUGGCUCGUUCUAUUGAAUCAUGUGAACAAAAGGGAG
This is a messenger RNA of Aspergillus vadensis CBS 113365, 450 nucleotides long. RefSeq lists its product as uncharacterized. The transcript has a single exon. NCBI's taxonomy places the organism in Eukaryota, Fungi, Ascomycota, Eurotiomycetes, Eurotiales, Aspergillaceae. The coding region runs from base 19 to 264 and encodes 81 amino acids. The record is from RefSeq and is a predicted model, not a curated record.